AUGACAAUUCACCUUUCGUUGACAAGUCGUGGUGUGCUAUCUCGACUAGUAAAGCAAGGACUAAGUUUCAAGCGCUAUAUAUCCAACAUCAACUCGCCAUUCCAAGAUGACUUGACCGAUUUAGAUUUAGAUGAAUUUGGUCUCGGAGAUUUUCGCCACUACAAAGAAUCACCUCAAGUAAGCGAAUACAAGAAGAAGCAAUUGAAGGAUCUACUCUAUGAUAAUGAAGAGCUGGAGAUUCCAACCCCCACACAAGCAGGCAAACUAGAGUCUAUUGCAGCAAGAAAUGAGCCCACCGUUUUUGUCUCCAAGCUUUCUGAUCCAUAUUUGAACUUAGCCAUUGAAGACUACGUGUAUAAUAAAAUACCGAUAGCCAAGGACUCCCCAUUUAAAGCACAAAGGCUAAUGUUCUACACAAAUUCACCUUGCGUUGUUAUUGGAAAGAAUCAAAAUCCUUGGAAAGAAGUCAAUUUGCCCAAGAUGAAUGAAUGUGGGAUUCCUUUGAUUAGGAGAAAGUCAGGUGGCGGUACUGUAGUUCAUGAUUUGGGAAAUGUUAAUUAUUCAUUCAUGACAACAAAGCAAGACUUCGAUCGAUUUAAAUUUGUAGACUUGAUUGUUGACUCGAUUAAUAGGUCGAAUAUCACAUCAACGAAAAUUGAAGUUAAUCAUCGAGGUGAUAUUGUGGCUCGAAACGGCAACAAGGAAUUGAAAAUUAGUGGCUCGGCUUAUAAGCUAUCUCGAGGCAAAUCCUACCAUCAUGGAACCAUGUUACUAAAUCUGGAUUUGCAAAGAUUGAAACAAGUGUUGCAUCGCGAUGUGGUAGAAUUGGGAGUGGUUGAUGCCAGUAAAACUAUUGAUUCGGUGAAGGCAAAAGUUACCAACUUGCAGAUUCCACAGGAGAGCUUUGUCGAUCUAGUUUCCAAAGGGUUUAAACUUGAGUAUGGGAUACUGGAUGCAUCUUCAACGGAAUUGAAAAAUGAAGAUGAUCCUAAUAAAGAGUUUAACGAGAUGAUGGGAUUGACAGAUUUUGUCAGUGCAGUUAAACUGGCCAAUACCUUUGAAAUUGAUGAGUCUGUUGAGUUACCCGAGGAGGUAUUUACUGUUGCCGAUGAGUUGAAAUCGUGGGAGUGGAAAUUUGGCCGUACUCCCUCCUUCACACAUACACUUGAAAAUGCAAAGCAUGGUAUUUGUAUAAAACUUACAGUAGACAUGGGAAUAAUAAAGAGUAUUGAAUGGGGAGAUGCAAAUUCGCAUUAUAGUCCGACAUUGUGGAACGAAGUCAGUGGGAAAUUAUGUGGAAUUCAAUAUAGAGGCGAUUCGAUUGAACAAUCAUUGGGUGGUGAUAGAUCUACUCACAAAUUGGGCAGCUGGUUGCAUAAAGCCAUCGAUGGUGUAUAG
Molecule: messenger RNA, 1398 nt
Organism: Lodderomyces margitis
Lineage: Eukaryota; Fungi; Ascomycota; Pichiomycetes; Serinales; Debaryomycetaceae
Product: putative lipoate--protein ligase
Exons: 1
Coding region: 1-1398 (465 amino acids)
Biological process (GO): protein lipoylation
Cellular component (GO): mitochondrion; cytoplasm
Molecular function (GO): lipoyltransferase activity
Source: RefSeq, a predicted model, not a curated record